Messenger RNA from Rangifer tarandus platyrhynchus (Svalbard reindeer), 942 nucleotides. The record is from the annotation of a GenBank genome assembly. NCBI's taxonomy places the organism in Eukaryota, Metazoa, Chordata, Mammalia, Artiodactyla, Cervidae.
AUGAACAAUCAAACAGACAUGACUGAAUUCAUCUUCUUGGGAUUUUCCAACCAUCCCAAUCUACAGAGUUUGUUCUUCCUGGUCUUCCUGGUCAUUUAUCUGACAACUCUUUUUGGGAACACACUCAUAAUAAUAGCCAUCAGGGUCAGUCCUGCCCUCCACAUCCCAAUGUAUUAUUUCCUCAGCAACCUGAGUUUCUUGGACAUUUGCUACACAUCUACCACUGUCCCAGGCAUGCUGAUGAACUUUUUCCAGAAGAAGACUAUCUCCUAUGAGGGCUGCCUUUCCCAGAUUUUCUUCCUAGUGACCUGUGCUGGCACUGAGGGUGUAUUAUUGGCAGCUAUGGCUUAUGACCACUAUGUAGCCAUCUGCCACCCUCUUCAAUAUCCAGUCCUUAUGAGUGUGAAGGUCUGUGUCUGUUUGGUGUCUGGGUCCUGGCUAUGUGGACUGGUGGAUUCUAUGACACACACAGUGUUGGCAACCACACUCACUCUGUGUGGGCCUAACCAGAUCAGUCGUUUUCUCUGUGACAUCCCAUUCCUCCUGAAGCUCUCCUGCUCAGAUACCUCUCUCAAUGAGUUUGUGCUCCAUGUGGCCAGUGCCACUAUUGGCCUAAGUCCCUGCUUGUUCACUGCUGUGUCCUACAUACUCAUCAUCUCUGCAUUCCUUAGGAUUCCCUCUGUUCAGGGCAGGAGCAAAGCCUUUUCUACCUGUGCAUCCCACCUCACUGUGGUGGUUAUCUUCUUUGGAACAGCCAACUUUAACUAUGAUAGACCCAACGUAGGCUAUAACCUGGAUAUGGACAUCCUGGUCUCUGUGUUCUUCUGUGUUGGGACCCCCAUGUUUAACCCCAUCAUCUAUAGUCUGAGAAACAAGGAGAUCAGAGGUGUCCUGAGGAAGCUGGCUAAAGAAUGCUGGUUCUCUAGUGAGAUCAGCAGUUAA